Molecule: messenger RNA, 1271 nt
Organism: Phodopus roborovskii (desert hamster)
Lineage: Eukaryota; Metazoa; Chordata; Mammalia; Rodentia; Cricetidae
Gene: CUNH12orf42
Product: chromosome unknown C12orf42 homolog
Exons: 6
Coding region: 1-1119 (372 amino acids)
Source: RefSeq, a predicted model, not a curated record
AUGGGGAGCAGUGGCCGACAGGAGAGGGUACUGAGCCGAGGUCCUGGCUUUGACCCUGUGACAAAGGGUAGAGACCCUGGGGGCAAGGGCAUCAAUGCUUCCAGGGACAACACGAAGUCGUUUUGCUAUAUUCCCAUUGUGAGCAGUGUGACCCUGUGGGACAGAGGCGCAUCUCAUACAAACCCUAGCCCUCGUCGUGAAAAGAGAGCCCUGCCCUGCUCCAGGUUUGUCAACCACAUGAAGAGUUUUUCUGCAUCACGUAAAACGGAUAAAUUACAUUUUCUUCCAUUUCCAGGGUUUGUAGAAGGGACUCAUAGUCCAAUGACAGGUAAAAGACUUUAUACUCACCAGUUCAUAACCCCCAACUCUCCAGCGAGCACAGUCUCUUUCGAAGAAGAAAUCUAUGAAGAAGAAAGUCCUCCCCUGUCAUCAUCCAGUGAAAUGGAUGAAGAAGAUUUGUUCUUUACUGUCAAAGAAGAAAUACAAAAGCGACCUGGAGGACCACUGAAGCAGGCCUGGAUCAGCCCAUUUCUGGAAAAGCAAGCCGCAAAUAAACUUCUUAAAAGAUCACACUCAGUGAAUACGGUUUCUUUGGAAGCUGCAGGUAGACACAUACCACUUCAGAACCAUCCCUUGGGCAACUCCAAGGGAGAUUCUGGUCCUGUGCUGAGACCUUUCACUGCCAUCGGCCUCUGCAAAAGUAUCAGCCAGAGCUCCUCUUCCCCGCAGAUCAUCUGUAAGAUUCCCUCCGAGUCUGUGCAGCAGGAAAAAGUGACAGCCUCGAGAUCCUCGACAUCCUCGACCACAAACACAGAUUCCCUAAGCAUAUGUGGAAGUGCAUUAGGAAGAGGCUUGGUUGCUGUCACACCAGAGAUGAUCCCCAAGCAUCCUCAUUCCCCCACUGAACGCAGGUCAAAGGCAGCUAGCACCUACCGUGUCCAAGUGGCCAAGGAGCCUCUGCCUCUCCUUGUGGGCUGUUCCUCCCAUUUAUUUUCCAAGAAGUUAAUGAAGGUUUGCUCCUCAGCAGCCCCGCGCCCACCCCGGAGGUUCCAUACGGCUUGUUCAGAGACUCUUUCGAGGCCGGUGGUGAAUGCGGUGGUGAAUGCUCACUUACACUGACUGCUGAGAAGGAAUUGUUCUGCGAGCGCUGCCCAUCUUCCAAUCAAUGCCUGCCCAGAACAACAGAAAGGGCCUCAGAUGUAUUGGUUUCCACAGAACCAUUGUUAGGCUUUGUGAAGCAUUUUUGAACCUAAUAAAUAAUGUCAAAAGUC